Messenger RNA from Lasiosphaeria miniovina, 1083 nucleotides. RefSeq names its product xylose isomerase-like protein. The transcript has a single exon. The coding region runs from base 1 to 1083 and encodes 360 amino acids. The record is from RefSeq and is a predicted model, not a curated record. Lineage: Eukaryota; Fungi; Ascomycota; Sordariomycetes; Sordariales; Lasiosphaeriaceae.
AUGCAGUGUAAACUCGCCAUCAGCUCCAUGUCGUUGGGUCGCUGCUUUGCCGGCCACUCUCUGGGUCGCAAGUUGGAUGCCGCCCAAAAGUACGGCUACCGGGGCAUUGAGCUAUUCCACGAGGAUCUGGCCGACAUCGCAGAUCGCCUGUCCCGCGAUCCCCCCUCUCGCGCCGGUUCCUCGGCUGCCGCUCAACUGGCUGCCGCGUGCAAAAUCAGGCAUAUGUGCAAAGUCCGGGGCCUCGAUAUUGUUUGCCUCCAGCCUUUCAUGCACUACGAUGGCCUUCUGGACCGUGCCGAGCAUGAGCGGCAUCUGCAAAAGCUCGACCUGUGGAUCAAGCUCGCUCAUGAGCUAGAAACGGACCUCAUUCAGAUUCCCGCGAAUUUCUUACCCGCGGAGCAUGUCACGGAGGACCUGGACCUGAUUGUUGCCGACCUGCGCGAGGUUGCAGACAUUGGCCUCCAGGCCACACCUCCCAUCCGCUUUGCCUACGAGAGUCUGUGCUGGAGCACACGAGUGGACAGCUGGGAGCUCUGCUGGGAGGUUGUGCAGCGUGUCGACAGCCCCAACUUCGGCAUGUGCCUCGACACCUUCAAUAUUGCCGGACGCAUCUACGCAGACCCGGCUGCUGUCUCAGGCCGGACGCCAGACGCCGAGGAGGCUGUGAGGACGUCGAUCUCGGCUUUAGUCUUGCAGGUGGAUGUCUCCAAGGUGUUUUAUGUGCAGGUAGUGGACGCCGAGCGGCUCAGGGAGCCGCUGCUUCCAGGCCAUCCCUAUUACCACCCGGAUCAACCGACGAGAAUGAGCUGGUCACGAAACUGCAGAUUGUUCUACGGCGAGAAGCAAUACGGGGCAUAUUUACCUGUGAGGGAGAUUUCUUGGGCCUUCUUCCACGGUCUAGGCUUUGAGGGAUGGGUCAGCCUGGAACUUUUCAAUCGCCGCAUGUCUGACGAGGGCUCUGAAGUCCCCGAGGAGCUCGCCAGGAGAGGUGCAAUCUCAUGGGCCAAGCUAUCAAAGGACAUGAGAUUCCCGCUGGCGCCCGACGUACCUGCGCCACUCCCGCGGAUAUCAGCAUUGUUGUGA